AUUUGAAACAAAUCUGUGUUCAUGAAAAAUGACUGCAUUCAAACCACAGUAUGUCAAGAAAGAAAAAAAGAUCCAAUAGAAAUGUUUCAUUCUGGGCAGCUGGUAAAAGUCUCUGCCCCAAUGGUUCGAUAUUCAAAGUUGGCUUUUAGAACACUAGUAAGAAAAUACAGUUGUGAUCUGUGCUAUACACCAAUGAUAGUUGCUGCUGAUUUUGUCAGAUCUGUAAAAGCCAGAGACAGUGAAUUUACCACAAACAAAGGUGAUUGCCCAUUGAUUGUUCAGUUUGCUGCUAAUGAUGCAAGACUUUUAUCAGAUGCUGCUCGUAUUGUUUGUCCUUAUGCGAAUGGAAUAGACAUUAACUGUGGUUGCCCUCAGAGGUGGGCAAUGGCAGAUGGUUAUGGAGCUUGCUUAAUAAACAAGCCAGAGCUUAUUCAAGAUAUGGUGAAACAAGUAAGAAAUCAAGUGGAAAAUCCCAGAUUUUCAGUAUCUAUUAAAAUAAGGUGUGAAGAGAAAAAAAUGACACUCCAGUGGACGGCAGUUGCAACCUUUCUUUAUGCUGAAAUAGGACUCAUUUUAAUCUUCUGUCUACCUUUUAUUCCUCCUCAGAGAUGGCAGAAGAUUUUUUCAUUUAAUGUCUGGGGUAAAAUCGCAACAUUUUGGAACAAGGCUUUUCUUACUAUUAUAGUCCUAUUGAUUGUUUUGUUUCUGGAUGCUGUAAGAGAAGUGAGGAAAUAUUCUUCUACUAGUGUCAUUGAAAAGAGCUCACCCAGUAGACCCGGAGCUCAUGAACAUACCCAGAUGAAACUUUUUAGGUCUCAAAGAAAUCUUUACAUUUCUGGAUUUUCAUUAUUUUUUUGGCUAGUGUUGAGACGUCUGGUUACCCUUAUUACUCAACUGGCAAAAGAACUGGCAAACAAAGGAGUACUUAAAACUCAAGCAGAAAAUAUUAACGAGGCUGCCAAAAAAUUCAUGAAAGAGAAUGAAAAACUAAAACGGCUCUUGAAAAGCUAUAACAAGGAAGAGGAACAUGUUUUGGAAGCAAAAAAUAAAAAACUGGUAGAAGACCAAGAAAAACUGAAAACUGAAUUAGAGAAGACUUCAGAUGUGUUCCUGUUGAGAAAUCAGCUGACAGCCUUGUGGGAGCUCCUUUCCCUUUCUAAGGCACAAAAUGACAUGAUGACAAUGAAGAUACAAUCAGAGAAUCUUUCAAAAGAAUACGACAGACUCCUAAAAGAACACUCAGAACUUCAGAAUCGUUUAUGGAAAGGCAACAAGAAAAGCCUGUGAAUUGUAUGAAAGAAGGUCGUGAUGCACCAAGUCAAGAUGAUAAAUUUGUUAUCAUGUUAGCCUCUAGAAAAUUUAAAAUUCAGUUCAGAAAAAUGUACUAUGACUGGCCAGUAUUUUUU
Molecule: messenger RNA, 1406 nt
Organism: Molossus molossus (Pallas's mastiff bat)
Lineage: Eukaryota; Metazoa; Chordata; Mammalia; Chiroptera; Molossidae
Gene: DUS4L
Product: dihydrouridine synthase 4 like
Exons: 12
Coding region: 22-1287 (421 amino acids)
Biological process (GO): intracellular protein transport; tRNA processing; endoplasmic reticulum to Golgi vesicle-mediated transport
Cellular component (GO): endoplasmic reticulum membrane; endoplasmic reticulum
Molecular function (GO): flavin adenine dinucleotide binding; tRNA dihydrouridine synthase activity
Source: RefSeq, a predicted model, not a curated record